UCGGAGGAGCUGGUGGGAGUGGGAGAGGUGAAGGAGCCCCCCGGCGAGGCUUGGGAAUACGUUCCGCGAAAAGUAGGUAAUUUGCUGCACAUGCACCUCGAGACAGACGUAAGAGGGGACGAGCUAAGCCGAUCGCUCGACCCCUUGGUGAAGGUUGGCCUCGGCGGGAGAGAAGAUGUGUUGGCGCGUGACGGGGCCUGCGUCUACAUCCCCAGUAAGUAAUUUUUGUUCGUGUACCCCCCUUUCCCGCCUUUUGUUUUUCGCCCUCGUUUUUUUUUUGUUUUUCCUCAGGCCCCGUCGUCGUCCUUUCUUCCCGACUCACGCCACUCUGUUCUCUCUCCUUCCUUUCUUCCCGGCUCACGCAACUUUCCCUGUCGUUCUUCCUUUUUGCCUUCGCCUUGAGGCCCUUCUUCCACUCAUGUCCAACUUACGGUGGACAUUAUCCUCGACAGGGAUUCUCUCGCACUGGAGGAGGUGCUCGAUGAAGAUGAUCUCAUAGAGGAGUGCAAAGCUUUGAGCUCCCACCUUGUGGACAUUAUCCUUGACAGGGACUCUUUUCUCAUUGGAGGAGUUGCCUGACAGAGAUGCAAGUAUCCAAGGGUUCAAAGCUUUAAGCACGCAUUAGCUCUCCUUGUUCUGUCGGACUCAUCGUUGGCGGGGAAUUGCAGAAAACGUGGUCGCACUCACGUUUGGCGAGAAUAUAAUUUGCAGAAAACGUGGUCGCACUCACGUUGGAAAGCAGUCGGAUUCUGGACGGCAAGGUGUGCACAAAUGAAUUUGCGAAAAAUGAAAGGUGGAGAUUGAAACUGAAGAGGGACGGCUUCCGUACCCCGAGUGGACGUGGCGGGGGGGGGGGGGGGGGUCGGUGGGGAGUCGUCGUGGGCGUCUUCUGGGAGGUUGGAGUUGGUGGAGGCAAGGACGGAGGAGGGUCAGAUUGCUUUGAUUGUGUGGGAGGGGGGGACGACGUAGCGGUCGGGGUAGUGCGGAGUGCAAACCCUUUACUCGUCGUGGAAGGAGGGGGGCAGCUAAUGAGCUGAGGGAGCGAGGUCUCCCAUACCUGGCAACGAAAGGCGGAGGCGCAGGUGAAAUUGUGGGAAGUGAAAGGUGGAGAUUUUUGAAAGCAUCAUAGGACGGCGAGAAUCGCCACGUGGGGGGGUGGGGUGGGGGAUGAGUGGGUGGGUAGCCGGCUUGGCGGGCUCGGGGAAUGCUGAAAUCGGUGGGAAGGGAAGAGGCAGGGUGGUGGAUUGGAUACACGUAGGCGUCGCGAAAGAGUCGGCGUAUCGUUUUUAUUAGGGUAUAUUAGGAAGAGGCGGAUUUCAGAAGGGGGGUGGGAGGGAGGGCGGACGAGGUGAACAAGCGCCCUCCAGUAGGGUUGGGUAUACGUGAAGGGUAGGUGAUUUGCUGCUCAUGCACCUCGAGACAGCCGUAAGAGGUCAGGACGAGCGGAGGAAGAACGCUGAGCGGUCGGUCGACCCAUUUGUAAAGGUCGGUCUCGGCGGGAGGAAAAAUGUUUUGGCGCGUGACCGGCCUUGCUACGACGUCCCCAGUGGACAUUAUCCUCGACAGGGAUUCUUACACACUGGAGGAGUUGCUCGAUGAAGAUGACCUUAUACAGGAGUGCAAAGCUUUGAGCACCCGUCUGCUCACCUUCCUUCGGGCCAAACCCCAGGUACUGCAGCUUCUUCGGUAUGUGGUCGAGGAGCCUUCUCCUGAAGCGGAUGAGAAGCGGGUGUUCAAGUACCCGUUUGUGUCCUGUGAGGUAUUCACUUGUGAGAUUGACUCGGUAUUCAAUACCCUGCUGGAAGAUGAUGAGCUCAUGGGUUUGCUCUUUUCAUUUGUGGAGGCAGAUCGACCCCAUGGCCCACUGUUGGCAGGGUACUUCAGCAAGGUUGUUAUCUGCUUGCUUGUAAGGCGAACAGAUGAAGUGAUGACCUACUUGCAGGCUCAUCAAGAUCUGUUGAAGAAGCUCGUUGACCUCAUAGGAAUUACCUCAAUAAUGGAGGUUCUCAUGAGGCUUGUUGGUGCGGAUGAGCAGAUACUUAUGUUCCAUCCGAACUCGAUACAGUGGCUGGUCGAUACAGAUAUAUUGGAGAUGAUUAUUGACAAGCUCAGUCCUCAGUAUUCUGCUGAUGUACAUGCCAAUGCUGCUGAAGUUUUAUCUGCUGUUGCGAGGACACCAUCUGUCCUCUCGUCUCAGCUGGCCAGCUCUAGGCUUGUUGGCAAGCUGUUCAAGUACGUAUUAGAGGACAAGUCAUGCAGGAGCGCAAUGGUUAACUCGCUCUCAGUGUGCAUAACACUUCUUGAUCCGAAGCGGGUUGCGAAUGCAGCAGAAGCUGGCGUUGCCAGAGGCAUUCAUGUUCCAGACAAUCUGCAGAGUGCAAACCCAGAUGAGGUGGAUGGGAUGCUGCAAUCCUUAGGUGAUCUUUUGGCACUGCUUGACAUUACGGGGGAUGAGACUGUCUUGCCUACUACUUAUGGGCAGUUGAAACCACCUCUUGGGAUUCACCGACUAAAGAUUGUCGAGUUCAUUUCGAUUUUGCUUCAAACGGGCAGUGAGAUGGCAAGGGUAGAGCUAAUAAGACUCGGGGCAAUUCAGAUGGUGCUGAAGCUUUUUUUCCAAUUUCCAUACAACAACUUGCUCCACCACCAAGUGGAGAUCAUCAUAGCGACGAUUCUUGAUUGUGGAAACCCGGGACUGAUUGAUAACCUAAUGAGAGACUGUGACUUGGUGACGAGGGUGCUUGACACUGAUGCGGAUCCAAUCGCCCCAGAUUCAGCGCCUGAGUAUUCGUCUCAGGACCAGCAUCCGAAGAGGCCCCCAAAUCGUGUGGGGAACAUUGGUCACAUAACAAAGAUAUGCAACAAGCUUGUGCAGGUGGCCUGUUCAAACUCAAAAGUUGAUGCAUACUUGAAGGCGAACGAGCGCUGGGCAGAGUGGCAGUCUUCUGUAUUGCAGAAACGAAAUCAGAUCGAAGAUAUCUUCAAAUGGGCUUGUGGGAGGCCUCCGGUGGAAGACCGUCAUGGAGAUAGUGAUGAGGACGAAUUUGGACCCAAGGACUUUGACAUCCCUAUGGGGGGUAACAUGAGUCGUGAUGCGCCUUAUCGCUAUGGAGUGGAGUUCGACCCUGAUGAUGCAGAGGAGGCUGAGGCACUUACUUCAUAUCAGCGACAUAUUGAGGAUGUAUUCUUCGAGGAAGCAGCAGAAGGUGUGAUGCGCACACUUCGUAUUGAUGAACACGACAGUGAUGAAGAGGACAUGCCUUCAGGCCCAACUUCCUCGUCUCCACAUGCACGUAUGAGAGUGGAGGAUAGUGAUGAUAGUGAUGAUGAAGAAAAUCCAAGCCCUGGAGUUGCAGCUGCAGCGGCUGCUGCAGGGGUUGCAGCUGUCAGCUCGGUGUUUUCCAGUGCAACGGAUUCGCCCGUGGAUCUUUUUGCGGUGCAUGCCAUGCGCGAGAACUCAAACCCAGGCUGGUGUGCAUUUACGGAUGAGGAGCGAUUGGAGACUGAGGCCUCUGUGUCAGCUACGUCGACUUCCCCCAGCAAGGUGCCCGUAAGUCUCAGCUCUCCUCCGGGUUCGCCCACUCAGGACAAUCACGGAUCGGACAGGAACAACAAUAGCACGCUUGCUGACGAAAUAGCGUUGCCAGAGAGUGCUGAAAGCAGAGAUGGGACUUCUGUUCCGGGGGAUUUUGAUGAUGUGAUUGUGGAGGACCAGAUGGACACAGGCACUGCGAAUGCGUCAGGACAGCAACCUCUCGUUUCAUCUGCGCAGUCAGAAUCAAUGGCCGUGGGAGCUGUACAUGGAGCAAUGACUGAUGGGCCACAGGAAGAUUGUGGGCCCGGAGAAAAUCAUUCUGGCGAACCUGCAGGGGUUGUGGGGAAGAACUUGGACAUGGACUUGGAAGGGUCUGUGAAAGUCUUUGAGGUGGUUCCAAAAGACCCAGAGUGUACCGUAGUGCAAGGAAAUGCUGCGGAAAACAACCCCUUUGGUAAUGACAUCUUCGGAGGCUCUUCAUUCCAGGCUGUUCCUUGUCCAGCGGAUGCGGCAAACGAUACUCCGAAAUUGCAACGGGAGAACAGCAUCGAGGGAAAAACAGGUAUCUCUGUGGACUCCUCUCUAAAUGUCUCCAGGACAACGGACGAGGUUGAUCCUCGAUACAAUGAUACCAACUUCUGGCGAAGUAACUAUCUCAAGGACGAGGAGAUGACAUAGAUUCGAACUUUUAGCGGAUAGAGGCAGGCUUUGUGGGCCAAGGAAGUAUGCCGCAGCUGGAUUGCAGCAGCAUCCGAAGCUGAAGCAGCAGCGGGCGAGCUUCUACUUCUCACGUGCUGCCUUACGGCGGAGGAGGAAUCAUGUUGCUUUUAGUUUGGCGGGCAGCCUACAUUGAGUGGCCGGGGGGUCGAUGUUGAGGAUUGUGUGAUGGUUGCGGAUAAGUCGCUCUUUUUCAGGUACAAAUGGGGAAAAGCAUCAUGUCCACACUGGCGCUGAGUAUUCAAGGUCGCCAGACUGAAAAUGGUGGGGGCUCAGUUUAUCCUGACUUGCCAGUGCAAUCCCAGAUCAGCAGUCAGGGUUGAUUACAUACUCUGGGUCGACGGGGAGAGAGAGUGAAUCAUGUGGUAUGGUUAAUGUCCUACGGGUGGGUAUUCAUAGAGAGAAAAGUCUAGGGUUACGUACUGCUUUCGCUGAGCUAGGAAAGGAUGUUUCGGGUAGAGAGAGAGAGGAUUAUAAUCUGGGAAGCACCUGGGUGCUUCGGGUAAGGGGGGGAGUUGAGAGCGCGGCAAAUUUGAGCCGAGUUUCUUUUUGUGUUUUCUAUUCAUGGAAAGGGGGUUAUUGAAUGGCAUGCGCUUGGCAUUAUAUCAUACAAGGAUGGGACGAUGGUGACACUGCUUGACAGCUCUUCUAUCAGACAGGCGACUCUGACUCCCAUCUCCUCCCUUCAUAUCGUGUUUCUUCAGUGUUUGGGCCAUAUUUGCUCUCUAUUCUUUUGGUGAUACGUGCAUCUGGUGCGGGAGAGGGUGCUUUGAAUAUGUGGUCAGGCAUAGUUUCAGUAUACCGCAGCACGGAUGUUUGGCUGGCUGGCAGGCAGGCAGGCAGGCAGGCAGGCAGGCAGGCACAAGGUUGUCCCGGUAAGUGGGAGAUGAUAACAGGGUAAAGGGCGGUGGGGGGGGGCGGGGGCAGAGUAGAGUGGGGAAAGUCUGGGCUGUGUUGGUUUCUCCGCCUCAAGGUGGGAACUUGGGCACGAAAUGAAGCUACGGCUGAGGUUCAAGCCGGGGUGAUCGAAGUUAGAUGAGGGGGGGGGGGGGGAAGAAGGGGGACAGCGGCAUGGGGAAGGGUGGGUUCUAUAUUCCGUGGUUGGAAGGAAGGAUAGUGUUCUAUUGGCUUGUCUGAAUGUGUUAAAAUGUUGUUCAGCAGCAUGCAAAAGUUUAUUUUAAUACGCCUGCCUGUACUCUUCGUACCUCUCGCUCUCUACUGUUAGAUGUCCGUGCAUUCAUUCUUCUCUCCUUCACAACGCCGAGCAUGUAUAUGGCUGGACCCCCCCUCUGCCUUAUCUUUUUUUUCAAUUUCUCUCGAUUCUCUUAUUAGCUUUCUUCGUCUGACCCCCUGCCCUUUUUUCUGAAUUUCUAUCGAUUCUCUUAUUAGCUUUCUUCGUCUGCCCUCCCUGCCCUUAUGGUCUCCGUUUAUGACCAUUGUUUUGAUCGUUGGUUUCUUUGAUAUUUAUUAUGUAUUCUGCGUGUAGGCACGUUAAAUGCCCUCGUCUCUACAGCUCCAUGCCACACGCGCUUGCAUCACAUUUUGUGUGCCAGCAUAUGAUGGCUAUAGAACCUGGUAUUUUGCUUCAGGGCAACCCUGGUGUUUGCGAAAACAAUUCAAAGAGGUCAUUUGUUUGAGACACUCUGGAUUUGGAAUUUUUUCAAUAAAGUAACCACUUUUGA
Molecule: messenger RNA, 5934 nt
Organism: Chara braunii
Lineage: Eukaryota; Viridiplantae; Streptophyta; Charophyceae; Charales; Characeae
Source: the annotation of a GenBank genome assembly